UUUUUUCUAAAUAAUGCAAAAAAGUUUUUUAAUUAGCAAAAAGGGGCACGAAAAAAUUUAUUUAGCAAGAUGGGGUACUUUUAGUGGGAUUCGCGAGUUUUGUUGCGUUUCCAUCUAUUAUUCUGAAAAAGGUCUGACUGCGUUGGGAGGUGCAGGGUGAUUGGGGAAAUCAUUGCUUUAUGAUGGUGGGAUUCGCAAGUUUUCUUGCGUUUUCCAUGUCAGGGUGGCAGGUUGCACGUUAUUGGUGUCGCGACUUUACCUGCGAAUUCAAGUGCUUUUCAGGUGGCAGUACUGACAUGGAGGGAAAGGAAUGGCUAAGAUUGAAUGCUCAAUUUUUUUUGCGAAUCCAGGAUAUACAAAAUGACAAAAUAAGCGAGAUUGACUGGAUUCUCAAUUAUUUUUGCGAAUUCAAAACACUAUAAGUUAACUCUUGAGCCUCAUAACUUUCUUCUACGAAAAAUACACUUCAAUAUUUUCAAAACUUCAAUCUCCUGCAUUUCAGAACGUUUCUGUAACGAAAAAAACCUUUGCAAUGGAUCAAGUUAUUACUUUUGUGUAUUACGAUGGCAGGGUUGUCCAUGGCGACCAAGGUGCCAUAUUCGAAGGUCGGAGAAGGUCCAUGCAUCUGAAGCGAAACAUUACCUUCGACCGUUUGAAGAAGAAAAUCCACGAAAGGUUGAAGCUGCAAAGGAACCAGAUGAUUUCUAGAGUCAGCUCUAGAUUUAUGACGACACCGAAUCCCAUUUUUUUUAAGCAUUUUGAGAUAGUUGAUAAUGUUGAUGUUCAAGUCAUGAUGGAUGCAUUUAGUCAGCAGUCAUAUAUGGUUCAGCUGGAGCUGUAUGUUGAAGUUACUGAAGCUGGAAGUUCAUCAAUGUCAGUGCCGACGUAUCUGUCGUCUACUCAACCGAGACCCACUGAAGACGGUGGUAGACAUGUUGUUGAUGAGGAGCUUCUUGCAGAACCAUAUACUGUGCCUUUUAGCGUUAUGAGUAUUGAAGAGACCAAUAUCGUCGUUCCUUCGGAUGUCGCAGUUAAUUUGGGCGAUGAUUAUGACUACCGCCUUGACAAUGAUAAUGUGGACGGUGAAGUCAUUCCUUCAGACGAUGACCACAAUGAAGAUGAAAGAAUGCAACAAGAAGGUGACGAGUCUGACACAGACGAUGAGGGAGACCGACACGCUAAUCCUCAGCCUCGGAUGGCACCUCAUCCUGCUGAUCAACCUGCGGCACCAGUGAAUGUCAAUGUUGAAACUCAAGGCCACCCAAACACGGCCCCAUUCAGGAGUGCUUCUUCGCAUUAUACAUAUAUUAACUGGGAUCACCCAGAUGAAGAAACUGAUUUUUAUUCUGAAACGGAUGUGAAUGGAUCAUGGAAGCUAGGUGAUGACUUAUGUAAAGGGUUGAUUUUUGAAAACAAGCGUGCUGUACAGGAUGCCUUGUUACACUAUUGUUUUAGACUAAAUCAAACUUAUAAGAUGAGUGAAUCCAAGCCAGAGUACUUUACUGCAAAGUGUCAGAAAUCCGUAGAUGGCUGCCCGUGGAGGAUAAGGGCACAUCUAUCCAAGAAAAUUGGUAAAUGGAUCAUAUCCAAAUGGGGGGGUUCGCAUACGUGCUUAAAUGCGAUGACUUCUCAAGACCACAAGAAGAUGACGUCCACCUUCAUGUCCAACUACAUUCUUGGCAUGGUAAGUGCCCAACCAACUAUCCCUAUUUCCCUCAUACAAGAGAGGAUAAGUGGUCAACUCAAUUAUAUGGUGUCAUACUUUAAAGCUUGGAAGGCGAAGCAAAAAGCACUUGCUCGCGUGUUCGGUGAUUGGGAGGAGUCUUACGACCUGCUCCCUAGGUGGUUGGAAUAUAUGCUGAGGUUUUCCCCUGGAUCCCAUUACGAGUUUGUCACAACUGACUAUAAGGACCAGUAUGGCAAUGUUGUUCCUGAUUUCAAGAAAUUUGGUCGAGUGUUUUGGACGUACAAACAAUGUUGUGACGCAUUCAACUAUUGCAAGCCAAUGAUACAAAUUGAUGGCACAUUCCUCUACGGAAAGUAUAGUGGAACUUUGCUUAUUGCCACGACACAGGACGGGAACAGUAAUGUGUUGCCUUUAGCUUUUGCAAUUGUGGAGGGAGAAACACUCGGUGCUUGGACGUGGUUUCUUCGUCUGAUGCGUGUGCAUGUCACCAAGAAACAAGGGAUAUGUCUAAUAUCAGACAGACACGCUAGCAUUCUCUCAGCAGUGGGGAAUCCGUCUAACGGGUGGCAGCCACCAAACGCUUAUCAUGUGUAUUGCAUUCGCCACGUUGCCAGUAAUUUCAACAACAGGUUUCACAACACAGAGCAAAAAAAUGAACUGAUAAAUAUGGCUUACGAGCCUUGCCCAUAUCUUUUCGAGCAACGCUUAGCGGCGUUUCGAGGGCACAACACAGCUGUCCGGCAAUGGAUAAAUGACAUCAGUAAUGAGAAAUGGAGCCGAGCGUGUGAUGUGGAAGGUCGUAGGUAUGGCCACAUGACCACGAACUUAUCUGAGGCUGUGAACAAAGUGUUUAGGGGUGCUAGAAACUUGCCUAUCACUGCACUUGUUAAAUGCACAUAUGGCAGGCUUGUGGAAUAUUUUGUGCAGCGAGGUUCUGCAGCAGCAGCACAACAAAGAGCCGGCGACAUAUAUUGUAACAAGGUCAUGGAGGCCAUGACAAAGAAUGCGACGAUUGCCCAGUCUCACAUUGUGCGGACGUAUAGCAUAGAUAGGUCCAGGUUCGAAGUAGAGGAGGGAUUCAACCAGCAGAACCAUCGCAGUGGUUAUACGUGGCAACUGAACUUAGAUGAAAGAACUUGCGAAUGUGGGCGCUUCCAGACGUUCAAAUAUCCUUGUUCACAUGUGAUCGCCGCGUGCGCCAACCAGAGUUUAGACUAUCUUCAAUAUGUGGACCCUGUUUAUACGAUUCAGAACAUUGUGGAUGCGUAUUCAGGGCAGUGGUACCCCAUUGGGAAUGAUCUGAACAUGCCGCCUGUGAGACCCAAGUUUUUGAGUUGGAAUAAACCGAAUAAAAUUUCUUUUCACGAUUAAUUUGAUGUAACGUGAAGGGAAAACCUGAACAAGGGGUAAAUGGAUGGAAUGAAUUUGUGAAGGAGAAAGUUCAAGAAAAGCUAAAGAUUGUAUCAAAGUCGAUAAGAGUUAUAGCACGACUAAUAUUCGCAUUUAAAACCUAGGACAAGAACUUUAGGAAACAAAACUAUGUUCCAGCUUUGGA
Lotus japonicus is the source of this 3242-nucleotide messenger RNA. RefSeq lists its product as uncharacterized. The record is from RefSeq and is a predicted model, not a curated record. The coding region runs from base 533 to 3058 and encodes 841 amino acids. NCBI's taxonomy places the organism in Eukaryota, Viridiplantae, Streptophyta, Magnoliopsida, Fabales, Fabaceae. The transcript has 5 exons. Gene Ontology annotation, molecular function: zinc ion binding.